AUGGCAACAUUAAUACCAUCAGAUCAAUCAUUGGAAGAACAGAUCAUUGAGAUUUGGAGUAAGAAGUUAGAGAGACUACCUGUUUAUAAGGAUCUACCUCGUCUGGCUGGAAGGAUAUCAAUAGAGUCCACACAGAAUAAGAGUGUCAAGUACAUACCAUGGGAGGAUGAGGAUCUGCCCAACCGCAAAUCACUCUCACUUCGACUCGAGUCUCUGGAUCAACAUGAUAAGUUGGAGGAGCAUCUAGAUAAGUUGGCUAUAUUAGAUAAUGAUACACCAGAUGAGAGGACAUGGAAGAAGUUAAAGAAGACCAUACUCAAGAUGACAGAGUGCUUUGAAUCAAAGGAAACUCUUGAGAGAACAAGUGAGAUAUUGUCAUCAUAUCAACAACCAACUGAUUAUGAGUUACAUAUGAGUACUAUAUUCGACAAGUGUUUUGACGACAAAGAGACAUCUAGAGCUGUAAAGAUUAUGAAACUGAUUCAUCAGAACAUAAUCUAUGUUGGUUGCUUCGAACUGAAGAUCAAGGUACCAUUCCUUAUGAAGUGUAUGACAAAGGAUGUCAGGGGAUCAGAAGGCUGGCGCAUAGAAGUAUUGGAGAGCAAGGAUAUUGUUACGAUCGUUCACUCAAGACGCGAGGAGUCUCUGCCCACCUCGCCAAAAGAUCGUCAGUUCUGGUUUGAAUGGAAGUUGACCAUCACGGUCAACCAUCAGCUGACAGAGGUCACCUCCACAUCACUCAGGAUCGUCCAGCUGCACUACAAAGAAGGAAUCGACCCCAAGUUCAAGGAGGAGGUUGAUAGAUGUCUGUGUGCAGGAAACUUAUAUAUUUGU
This is a messenger RNA of Acytostelium subglobosum LB1, 834 nucleotides long. RefSeq lists its product as hypothetical. The annotation marks the transcript as partial. The record is from RefSeq and is a predicted model, not a curated record. Lineage: Eukaryota; Evosea; Eumycetozoa; Acytosteliales; Acytosteliaceae. The transcript has 3 exons.